Molecule: messenger RNA, 1343 nt
Organism: Gekko japonicus
Lineage: Eukaryota; Metazoa; Chordata; Lepidosauria; Squamata; Gekkonidae
Gene: BCL2L12
Product: BCL2 like 12
Exons: 7
Coding region: 93-1193 (366 amino acids)
Biological process (GO): regulation of apoptotic process
Source: RefSeq, a predicted model, not a curated record
CCGGAGAAGUUUACUGGGUGCUGCCGGACCUUCCAACCGUCUUCUGUCCUGGUUGUGGUUGUAGUGCAGUGUGGUGAGGAGCGAGAAGGCUUAUGGCAGGCAGCCCGGUCCCACACAGGUCGCGGGAGCAGGUGAGAGAAGAGACCCAGCGCAUCUUGGAAGCAUUCUUACAAAGAGCACUGAGCCCCAGAGACACAGGUCCCCCGGGUCAUGUGGGCCGCACCUACCAUGACCCCCAACGUUACAUAUACAGGUCCCCAACUGAACAUGGCCCCCACUGCCCAGCCUGGACCAACAUCCACGAGGAGAUCAACCGCGCGGAAGAGAGCAAGCAUGGCUUCCGGACCAGUAUAAAGCGGCUGUUGCGGCGGAAGCCUAGCCCCCGAAUGCCCCCCGAUGGGCCCCCUCCCUCCAAGGACUCCUUAAAGCGGUCCAAGUCUGGAGGGGAGGGAGCCCACCAGAAGCGCACCUUCUCCUUCAAGGGCCUGCUGCGGAAGAAGGGAACUCCUUCAGGGGUGACGGGAUGCCCUGCUGAGCCCAGUCAGCGCCCUGACUCCUUGCCUCUAACCCCCUGCUACUGUGACAAACUCCUGGCUGGCCAGGAGCCCCAGCCAGAGCCCCAGGCAACCAAUAAUGAGGCAGAAGAAACUGAGUUUUAUACGCGUGUGGCUCAGAAACUGGACCAGUUGGUAAAGCAACAGCAGCUGAUCAGUCCUUCCACUGGAAAAGGCUUGCCUUCUCCUACAGACCGGUUCCGCUCUCUUCCCACAAAUGCUGUAUCGGGCACUGCAGCUAAUUCGCUUGAGCUGCAGGGAGGCAUGAGUGAGAAAGAGCAAGUCCUCCAGAAACUGGUCGCCCUCCUGGAAGAACAGGCCGGAAUCAUCAACAAGGAGAUUGAAGCAGAUCCGCUGCUCCGGAACACCAUCUCCCGCCUGUCCUACCGCAGCUUCUCCCGCAUGGCUGAGGCCUUCACCUCCCGCUCCCCAUCUGGAAUCCCCAGUCCGCAGCUGGCCAAGCUAGCCCUCACCAUGGAGCUGACGCGGAAAGUGGCCGGCAUCAACAGCCACGCCGUGCACACCCUCAUGGGCUACAGUCUGCAGUAUAUGGAUAUGUUUGUGCCGUGGCUACAGCAGCAAGGUGGCUGGGAGAAUAUUGUGGCCCAGGAUGAGAUUUUUGACCGGCAACUUGAUUAAUCCUACCACAGUAGGGAUGGGAGUGGGGUCUGUAUGCUCCCAGUCCUACCACCACCAGCAAAUGCCAGUGUUCCUAGGACUGGAACCCUAGGGAGAGUACACACUUGGGACUUGUUCUGAAAACUAACCCCUGGGGGUAUCUUUUUUUUA